GCAGGAAUGCCGCGAUUAGGCCUCGCGGAUUGGAAUAUAUUACCGGCUCUCCAGCAGCUGCAACGCGCCCGUUCUGCAAAUAAAUCAGCCGGGGCACCGUCCCGGGACACGCUUACAAAUUACACGAACUCCCGAUGACGACGCCUUGCAGUGGUCUAGCUGGCUUCUGCAUGCAUAUUCAGGAUAGAAAUCGUCUGGAAACCUACGAGGAGAUAUCGAGCGAACAAAACGACAUCGACAUAUUUGCUAAUCUAACGUUUCGUUUCUCCUGCAAGGAUAUGCCGUCCGGCUUUUACGCCGAUAUGGAUUACAAUUGCAGGAUAUUUCACGUUUGCGAAAAUUCAGGGGAUGGAUUCCCAGUGAUCUGCGGUAACGAUACAGUGUUCGAUCAGAAACAGCGGAUAUGCACGGACGAGGAAAACACCGAUUGUCAGCACGCUCAUGAAUGGUACUACCUGAAUGAACUAUCUUAUUCUACGGAAAUCGAAUCGAGAACGAUCACAGAAGAAAUUACUGAGUACGACGAGUCGAAAGUAGAUCAAGAAGAUGUUGUGCCUUCAGUUUUACCACUUGUGAUUGACUAAAAAAAACAAAGUUCUUAUCUUGCAUUGCGUUAUACAUUUGUGCGUUUUAUAUAUUUCUGAUACGCAAAUCAAGCUAUUAUACACGCCAAGUGAGUUUGAUUGGAAUUCAUAAAUUUAAUUUUUCGGUUCUUGACGCGAAGUUACGGACAAUUAAUUACUCUCCAACGCAACAGUUUUGAAAGAAAUUGCUUUAUUCUUUCUCUCUAACGCCAGUUUAUCGGUGGAAUAAAAAUUGAUACAUUAUUUAUAUUUGAUCGUCGUGAAAAACGUCGGAAAAUAAUAUUUAUAGGAUUCUAAGGUAAUAUCAUUUUGCUUUUGUAGUAGUUCAACGUUCUAGCGAUUGCGUGUGGCAUGAUCUUGACUCCAGUCUCUUUUAUGCUCUUGUUGCAUCCUUGCGCUUUUGCCGCAUGCAACGCGUAAAACUGGCGAAAAAUAAAAGAAAAAUGAGAGGGGGGAGAGAAAGAGAGAAAGAGAGAGAAGACCUUCAGCAUGGUAGUCCAGAAUAAUCUCAAGUCUAUUCCUGACUGUUGGCUUCUCAAGGUUCUUGAAAGUUGUAGGGCCAGUAUUUUCGAUAUCGAUGUUGCUGCCCAUGUAAACGCAUGCAUAAUUUUAUUAUAUUUAUUAUUUACUUCUUAAAGCAAUUGUAAGGAGAAAAAUCUUGUACCUUGCUUACAAAUGUUCUCGUGAACUAAGCGAUAAAAAAAUCUAAAAAAUUGACAUGCUGAAAUUACUUAUAAAAGAAUUUACGUUUUAAAUUUUACGCAAUUCUUAACAUUUCUUAUUCUCCUUUCAAACUUUUUAAUCGUUUCAUUUUCUGUCAAAUAAAUAGAUGCAUUAAAUUUUUAAGAAUUUAAAUGUAAAAAAAGUUGUAUUAAUUAUUUAUCAUAUAAUCUCUUUUGCAAAACUUUAUAACAGUAUUAAUAUUAAAAUGCGUAUUGUGAAAAUAAAAUAACUUGUUGAAAUUAAUUAAUUAAGCAUUAUUUGUAAGGAACAACAGCCACCAAAUAUACAAGGUAGAUACAAUUCAUUUAUUUUUAAUCAGACAUAAUUAAAGGGCAUGUCAGUCUUACAAUCUACGCUAGCAAUUUUAUUUAAUAUUCUUCCUGCGAUACGACUAUAUGACAUAUAAUUUUUAAUGCCGUACUUGUUAUAUAAUCUUCAAGAAAAUAUGAAAGUGUCACCCAUCACCAUAAAAUCCCAUGACAAUGAAAUAAAUAUCUCCUGCGAAA
This is a messenger RNA of Vollenhovia emeryi, 1813 nucleotides long. RefSeq lists its product as uncharacterized. The coding region runs from base 135 to 584 and encodes 149 amino acids. Lineage: Eukaryota; Metazoa; Arthropoda; Insecta; Hymenoptera; Formicidae. The record is from RefSeq and is a predicted model, not a curated record. The transcript has 3 exons. Gene Ontology annotation, cellular component: extracellular region. Gene Ontology annotation, molecular function: chitin binding.